UGAGCUGACAUGCUGUUGGACCGACGAAAUUCCGCAGACUUUCUUCCCAAAUGUUCCUCAGAUUGGAUCAGGGAACUAUGAAGCUGGCGACGGUCAGUCCGUCCUUCAGGGUUAAGAAGGGCCCCCCAUCAUUUUGAACCCCAACCCUCUCGUUCUCUACCUUUACCUCUUGUUGACAAUGCCUUCCCACGCUCAGACCGUGGCCAUAGUAUUGGCCCCUGUAUUGAUUCGGUUUCUCCAGGACUCUCACCCUCAGCUUGUUGCUCAAGUCCUUUUAUCCUUCUGUCUUUUGUCCGUUGCAGUGAUGACGUUGAUUUACACAUUACAUCGCACCCAUACGCAACACUGUACGUUCUUGAACCAUUCUUGCUCAAAUCUAUUCGAAUGCUCAGUGCGUCCUUACAGAAACCACUCCGUGUGUUUCUUCGAACACGCUGUAUGGGCCCGCGGUCACUGGCAAUGGGGUCCCUUGCGCGAGCAAUGUUGGGUGGGGCUUAAUACGGGAGGAGUCUGCCGUCUCAGACUGGUCAGCUCAACCGUGUUUCCGGGCGUUAUUUGCCAUCCGUGCGAUGAUAUUCAGGAUUCCGUAUCACUACUCAAAGACCUCGAAGCCUCUCAGACUGAUGUCGGAGCGAGCGUCGCUCAAAUACAGAAGUGGAUAGAGUGUGCACGCCGUCGUAUCUCGGUGCAUGGAUGUGUUACACUUCUUCCGUCUCUACAGAUGCUCCUCUAUAGACACCAAGCAUCAAUGGACGGAAGGUGGAUGAGAACAUCAGCACUCCACAGCAGAGUUAGUAGCAAACCUGAAGCAUCGUCGAGACCAUCGUUCGCCACAUCCGAGCGACAGCUCGCUGGAUUGUCAGAUGGUCAAUUAGUUUGCCAGUUUCGCGACACCGAUUUCUAUCAAGGGAGUGAACAAACUCGGCAUAUGAGUCAAAGACAUGGGACGGUGCGGGAUCAGGAGGAAGCGAAAAUGACUUUGAGGCACAUACAACUUCGGCUCAUGUAAGAAACGAAAGUACUAUUAUUUCUUUACCUUGGUUAUCCUGCUAUUCAUCCGCCCACAGAUGUUGAAAACUCCUACUACAAAGUCAAAGCAAGCUACGACCUUGUCCCUACCGAAGGUCAAGGGAACAGUUCUCAAUCUCAAUAAACUCUAUGUGUCUUGCA
Colletotrichum godetiae is the source of this 1170-nucleotide messenger RNA. RefSeq lists its product as uncharacterized. The coding region runs from base 179 to 1009 and encodes 276 amino acids. The transcript has a single exon. NCBI's taxonomy places the organism in Eukaryota, Fungi, Ascomycota, Sordariomycetes, Glomerellales, Glomerellaceae. The record is from RefSeq and is a predicted model, not a curated record.